Saccoglossus kowalevskii is the source of this 1167-nucleotide messenger RNA. Its product is annotated as galactosylceramide sulfotransferase-like. The record is from RefSeq and is a predicted model, not a curated record. NCBI's taxonomy places the organism in Eukaryota, Metazoa, Hemichordata, Enteropneusta, Harrimaniidae.
AUGACAGUUAAUUAUCAUUCAAACAAUUCACUAAAAGGAACUUCGGAGUUAUUGUCAGCUGGUGGUCAUUCAAGCAGUUCCACAAUACGAAGCCCAGAAACUAUGCCUUCUCAUAAACGACAAAAAUCAGAAUGUGUUCAUCCAUUAUCACAGGUGGUAUUCGUGAAGACGUACAAGACAGCAAGUACGACCAUUUCUUCAAUACUCUUCCGUUAUGGGAUUAGUAACAAUUUGUCGUUUGUGUUACCAUCAAAACACAACCCAGGCUGGUUUUCAAGAACAGUACGUUUCAAUAGUAAAAUGAAGAAGUCGUUGUUGCCACCUCUUCCAGGCUCCAACUACAGUAUACUAGCAAGCCAUGUACCGUUCAAUAAAAAAUCGAUCGAUGACGUAAUUCCUCAUGCCAAGUAUAUAACAAUAUUACGUCAUCCUGUAUCAGCUUAUGAAUCAAUUUUUGGAUUUUUCAAAAUCGCUGAGUACGUUAACAUUGAUCACAACGCCACUCAAGAUGCAUUUAAAAUAUUUCUCUCAAACUCAGACAAGUAUUUGAAGCGUGUAAAAGAUCCUUACCACAAAACAUUGCUAAGAAAUAGACAAAUAUUUGAUAUUGGACUUGAUUUUGAAGAUUAUGACAACGCAACUCGUGUUGGUUAUGUUAUUAAACAGGCAUCCAAGGAGUUGGACUUGGUGAUGAUUACUGAGUACUUUGACGAAUCGCUUAUUCUGUUGAAAAAACUCCUGUGCUGGAAAUACGAAGACAUUUUUUACAUACAUCAAAAUAAGAGAAAUGACCGACUACGUGUGGAAAUUGAGGACUGGGAGCGACAGCGAAUAUUGGAAUUGAACGCAGCUGAUUUUAAACUGUAUCAACACUUCAAUUACACAUUUUGGCGUAAAGUUAAGGCGUAUGGUCCAAACUUCAGCAAAGACUUGGCGACUUUUCGAAGGAUGUUAGACAACAUGCACACAGAAUGUGCUGGAACUGGCCAGUGGCACCAUAUCUUCUUAGCAGAAGAAGCUAAAGGUGAUGGCGAGUGGUUACAGAGAGGAAUCAAAGCACUUGAUGCAUUGUGUUAUAUUGUGUUUGAUAAACACAAAAAGAAAAGUGGUCGAUGUUGUAAUACAUCUUACUCCAGACAGGAAGGCAUAAAACGUUUGUAUUGGUAA